CCCCCCUCUCCUUCUCCUCCCUUCCUCCCCUCCAACAUGUCGGCGCCGGCGGCCAAAGUCAGCAAGAAGGAGCUCAACUCCAACCACGACGGGGCCGACGAGAUCUCAGACAAAGAGCAACAGGAAGCAAUUGAACAUAUUGAUGAAGUACAGAAUGAAAUAGACAGACUGAAUGAACAAGCCAGUGAGGAAAUUUUGAAAGUAGAACAGAAAUACAACAAACUCCGCCAACCAUUCUUCCAGAAGAGGUCAGAAUUGAUCGCCAAAAUCCCAAAUUUUUGGGUAACAACAUUUGUCAACCACCCACAAGUAUCUGCACUGUUGGGGGAAGAAGAUGAAGAAGCACUGCAUUAUUUGACCAGAGUUGAGGUGACGGAGUUUGAAGACAUCAAAUCAGGUUACAGAAUAGAUUUUUAUUUUGAUGAAAAUCCAUAUUUUGAAAAUAAGAUGCUCUCCAAAGAGUUUCACCUGAAUGAGAGUGGGGACCCGUCAUCAAAAUCCAGUGAAAUCAAGUGGAAAUCUGGGAAGGAUCUGACAAAGCGUUCAAGCCAGACACAGAACAAGGCCAGCAGAAAGAGGCAGCAUGAAGAACCAGAGAGCUUCUUCACCUGGUUCACUGACCAUUCUGAUGCAGGAGCUGAUGAGCUAGGCGAGGUCAUUAAAGAUGACAUCUGGCCAAAUCCAUUGCAGUACUAUUUGGUUCCUGAUAUGGAUGAUGAAGAAGGUGAAGGAGAGGAGGACGAUGAUGAUGAUGAAGAGGAGGAAGGACUGGAGGACAUUGAUGAGGAAGGUGAUGAAGAUGAGGGUGAAGAAGAUGAAGAUGAUGAGGAAGGUGAAGAAGGAGAGGAGGAUGAAGGAGAAGAUGACUGAACACUGAUAGAUUCCAACCACCCUCUAUCCCCCUCCUCUCUUUUUUUCCCCCCUCCAGUCCCUGGGAGCAAGUUACCGUCUAUUUCCCCCCUCCUUUUGUGCUCAGUCGCCUUGUUCUCUUGAGGUCUUUUUUUCCCUCUCUUCACCAUGGUUCACAAAUUUUUGGAGAAAAUAUCUUGAGCAGAAUACAGUGGAAAAGAAUCUACUCAUUUCAAUUUUUUUAUCCCUCUGUUUUGAAACAAACUGUUAAAUGAAAUCAACACGCCGUGUUCUGUGGGGAAGAAAGAGAACCUUCUGCUCCCUCCACUCUGCUGGAAGCUGAAGAGUGCUAGGCCCCUGUGUAGUAGUGCAUAGAAUCUAGCUUUUUCCUUCUUUCUCUGUAUAUUGGGCUCGGAGAUUACAUUGUGUCUCUAUGUGAAUAUGGACAGUUAGCAUUUACCAACAUGUAUCUGUCUACUCUCUUGUUUAAAAAAAAAAACGAAAAA
Euleptes europaea (tarantolino) is the source of this 1355-nucleotide messenger RNA. Its product is annotated as protein SET. NCBI's taxonomy places the organism in Eukaryota, Metazoa, Chordata, Lepidosauria, Squamata, Sphaerodactylidae. Gene Ontology annotation, molecular function: chromatin binding; histone binding. Gene Ontology annotation, cellular component: nucleus; chromatin. The coding region runs from base 37 to 870 and encodes 277 amino acids. The record is from RefSeq and is a predicted model, not a curated record. The transcript has a single exon. Gene Ontology annotation, biological process: nucleosome assembly.